GUACUACGCAGCCGUGGAGGCCAAGAAGGAGCAGAGCAGCAAACACGCGCAGAGCUUCGGGGCGCGGCAGCCCACCAUGGGGGGCUCCAACCCCGGGCAGGUGCUGCAGCUCUCGGACCUGCUGCAGCGCGGCAUCGGCGUCCACCACGGCGGGGUGCUGCCCCUGCUCAAGGAGAUCGUGGAGAUGCUCUUCAGCCAAGGGCUGGUCAAGGUGCUGUUCGCCACCGAGACCUUCGCCAUGGGGGUGAACAUGCCGGCACGGACCGUCGUCUUCGACUCCAUCCGCAAACACGACGGGAACAGCUUCCGUGACCUCCUGCCAGGCGAGUACACGCAGAUGUCGGGGCGCGCCGGGCGCCGCGGGCUGGACGCCACCGGCACCGUCAUCAUCCUCUGCAAGGGACAGGUGCCCGAGCUGUCCGACCUGCACCGCAUGAUGCUGGUGAGCGCCUGGCAUGUCACUGACAUGUUACUGCCGUGUCCCCAACCGUGUGUCACUGCCUGAGUGUCCCCCCAUUUG
This is a messenger RNA of Passer montanus (Eurasian tree sparrow), 520 nucleotides long. RefSeq names its product helicase SKI2W-like. Gene Ontology annotation, cellular component: Ski complex. The transcript is spliced from 4 exons. The annotation marks the transcript as partial. Gene Ontology annotation, biological process: nuclear-transcribed mRNA catabolic process, 3'-5' exonucleolytic nonsense-mediated decay. Gene Ontology annotation, molecular function: RNA helicase activity. Lineage: Eukaryota; Metazoa; Chordata; Aves; Passeriformes; Passeridae. The record is from RefSeq and is a predicted model, not a curated record.